GGCCCGCGCCCCAGCCCCGGGGCCGGACGCCCCCCCAGGCCGCGCACACUCACCUAGGACCCGGCCGGGAUGCCGAGCUCUGUCGAAGAUGCACUGGACACCGGAACACGCCCAGCCCCUCAACCAGUGGCCAGAGCAGCACCUGGACGUCUCCUCCACCACCCCGUCGCCGGCCCACAAGUUGGAGUUGCCCCCCGGGGGUCGCCAGCGCUGCCACUAUGCUUGGGCACACGACGACAUCUCUGCCCUCACUGCCUCCAACCUCCUCAAGCGCUACGCAGAGAAGUACUCGGGGGUCCUGGACUCGCCUUACGAGCGCCCCACCCUGGGCGGCUACGGCGACGCCGCCUUCCUCAACGGCGCCAAGGGGGACCCCGAGCCCUGGCCGGGGCCGGAGACCCCCUACCCCUUGGCCUCGCUCCACGAGGGCCUCCCGGGAACCAAGUCGGGCACUGGGGGCGGCUCCGGGGGCCUCGGGGGUUCCCCGGUUUUAGCCGGUAACCUGCCUGAACCCCUCUACGCCGGCAACGCGUGCGGGGGCCCGUCGGCGGCGCCCGAGUACGCGGCGGGCUACGGCGGGGGAUACCUGGCGCCCGGUUACUGUACGCAGACCGGCGCCGCGCUGCCCCCGCCGCCCCCGGCCGCGCUCCUGCAGCCCCCGCCCCCGCCGGGCUACGGCCCCUCUGGGCCUCUGUACAACUACCCAGCGGGGGGCUACGCCGCGCAGCCGGGCUAUGGGACCCUCCCACCGCCGCCCGCCCCGCCCCCGGCCCCCUACCUAACCUCGGGCUUGGCGGCGCCCACGCCCCUGCCCACGCCCGCCCCGUCCCGGCCACCGCCCUCUUCCUACGGCUUCCAGGGGGCCUCGGAGGCCGGGGUGUCGCUGAAGCGCAAGGCCGCCGACGAAGGCGCCGAGGGCCGCUACCGCAAGUACGCCUUCGAGCCCGCCAAGGCCCCGGCGGCCGACGGCGCCUCCUACCCCGCCGCGGACAACGGCGAGUGUCGGGGCAACGGGUUCCGGGCGAAGCCGCCGGGAGCGGCGGAGGAGGCAUCAGGCAAGUACGGUGGCGGCGUCCCCCUCAAGGUCCUGGGCUCCCCCGUCUACGGCCCGCAACUCGAGCCCUUUGAGAAGUUUCCGGAGCGAUCCCCGGCGCUGGCUCCCCGCGGGGGCUUCGCGGUGCCGUCGGGGGAGCCUCCCAAAGGUGUGGACCCGGGGGCCCUGGAGCUGGUGACCAGCAAGAUGGUGGACUGCGGGCCGCCGGUGCAGUGGGCGGACGUGGCGGGCCAGGGCGCGCUCAAGGCGGCGCUGGAGGAGGAGCUGGUGUGGCCCCUGCUGAGGCCGCCCGCCUACCCCGGCAGCCCGCGCCCGCCGCGGACCGUGCUGCUCUUUGGGCCGCGGGGCGCCGGUAAAGCGCUGCUGGGUCGCUGCCUCGCCACACAGCUGGGCGCAACGCUGCUGCGCCUGCGCGGAGCCACGCUUGCCGCGCCGGCCUCUGCUGAGGGCGCGCGCCUCCUCCAGGCCGCCUUCGCGGCUGCGCGCUGCCGCCCGCCCGCCGUGCUCCUCAUCAGCGAGGUGGACGCGCUGCUGUCGGCUCGGGAGGACGGCGCGACCGCCGCGGGCGCGCUGCAGGCGCCGCUCCUGGCCUGCCUGGACGGCGGCUGCGGCGCGGGAGCCGACGGCGUGCUGGUCGUGGGCACCACCUCGCGGCCCGCGGCCCUGGACGAGGCGACUCGCCGGCGCUUCGCUCUCCGCUUCUACGUGACGCUGCCCGACGGCCCGGCCCGCGGGCAGAUCCUGCAGCGGGCGCUGGCCCAGCAGGGCUGCGCGCUGAGCGAGCGGGAGCUGGCGGCCCUGGUGCAGGGCACCCAGGGCUUCUCCGGGGGCGAGUUGGGGCAGCUGUGCCAGCAGGCGGCGGCCGGGGCGGGCCUCCCGGGGCUGCAGCGCCCCCUCUCCUACAAGGACUUGGAGGCGGCGCUGCCCAAGGUGGGCCCUAGGGCCUCGCCCAAGGAGCUGGACUCGUUCGUGGAGUGGGACAAAAUGUACGGCUUCGGACACUGAAGGCGCUCCGUGAGGCCGCGGGAGCCGCCGCCCCCUCCCCGCCCCUCUGUUCGGGAGGGACGUCUU
Balaenoptera ricei (Rice's whale) is the source of this 2125-nucleotide messenger RNA. It is a transcript of the gene FIGNL2, whose product is annotated as fidgetin like 2. The transcript has 2 exons. Gene Ontology annotation, molecular function: ATP hydrolysis activity; ATP binding; microtubule severing ATPase activity. The record is from RefSeq and is a predicted model, not a curated record. Lineage: Eukaryota; Metazoa; Chordata; Mammalia; Artiodactyla; Balaenopteridae. The coding region runs from base 89 to 2059 and encodes 656 amino acids.